Messenger RNA from Macrosiphum euphorbiae (potato aphid), 297 nucleotides. Lineage: Eukaryota; Metazoa; Arthropoda; Insecta; Hemiptera; Aphididae. The record is from the annotation of a GenBank genome assembly.
AUGUUUAUAAAUGAAAAAGAAUCAAGAUUUAUUGAACAUCAGAAAACAUUAAAAGGAUUUCAAAACUUAUUUCCAAACACGUCAGAAAUGUCAACAAUUGAAGAAGAUGAAUUUAUUAGUUUGAUAGAUUUUUAUAAUGAUGAUAUGGCAGAUAAAAAUAAAGAUAUUUUGAUAUCUGAGUUAAAACUUUGGCAACGUAAAAUACUUGCACUAGAAAAACAGCCUAAAAAUGCUAUGGAUGCUUUAACUAUCUGUAAUGACAUGUAUCCAAAUAUAUACAAAUUACUACAGAUUUAG